Molecule: messenger RNA, 6129 nt
Organism: Colius striatus (speckled mousebird)
Lineage: Eukaryota; Metazoa; Chordata; Aves; Coliiformes; Coliidae
Gene: MAU2
Product: MAU2 sister chromatid cohesion factor
Exons: 19
Coding region: 171-1823 (550 amino acids)
Biological process (GO): mitotic sister chromatid cohesion; maintenance of mitotic sister chromatid cohesion
Cellular component (GO): SMC loading complex; chromatin
Molecular function (GO): protein binding; double-stranded DNA binding
Source: RefSeq, a predicted model, not a curated record
GCGCUGGGCCCGCGCCGGGGUCGGGGUCGGGCGGCGGCGCGGCCGGGGGUGAGUCGUGGUACCUGGCGCUGCUGGGCCUGGCCGAGCACUUCCGCACGUCCAGCCCGCCCAAGGUGCGGCUGUGCGUGCACUGCCUGCAGGCCGUGCUGCCCCGCAAGCCCCCGGCGCGCAUGGAGGCCCGAACGCACCUCCAGCUCGGCUCCGUCCUCUACCACCACACCCGCAACGGCGACCAGGCCCGCGGGCACCUGGAGAAGGCGUGGUUGAUAUCCCAGCAAAUCCCCCAGUUUGAGGAUGUAAAGUUUGAGGCAGCCAGCCUUCUGUCCGAGCUGUAUUGUCAGGAGAACUCGGUGGAUACAGCAAAGCCUCUGUUACGUAAAGCCAUCCAGAUCUCCCAGCAGACUCCCUACUGGCACUGUCGGUUGCUUUUUCAACUUGCACAACUACAUACACUUGAAAAAGAUUUGGUAUCUGCAUGUGACCUUCUGGGAGUUGGAGCAGAAUACGCUCGGGUGGUGGGGUCAGAGUACACCAGAGCGCUGUUCCUGCUAAGCAAGGGCAUGCUCCUUCUAAUGGAACGAAAGCUGCAGGAGGUGCAUCCCCUCCUCACCCUGUGUGGGCAGAUAGUUGAAAACUGGCAAGGGAACCCCAUCCAGAAGGAGUCUCUGCGCGUGUUCUUCCUCGUCCUGCAGGUCACGCACUACCUGGAUGCCGGGCAGGUGAAAAGUGUGAAGCCAUGCCUGAAACAGCUUCAGCAGUGCAUCCAGACCAUAUCCACACUGCACGACGACGAGAUUCUGCCCAGCAACCCCGCUGAUCUCUUUCACUGGCUGCCCAAGGAACACAUGUGUGUGCUGGUCUACUUGGUGACAGUGAUGCAUUCCAUGCAAGCAGGAUACCUGGAGAAGGCUCAGAAGUACACAGACAAAGCACUCAUGCAGCUAGAGAAGCUAAAAAUGUUGGAUUGCAGCCCCAUCUUGUCAUCAUUCCAAGUUAUUUUGUUGGAACACAUCAUCAUGUGCCGGCUUGUCACGGGACACAAAGCCACAGCGUUGCAGGAGAUUUCACAAGUCUGUCAGCUCUGCCAGCAGUCUCCCAGGCUGUUUUCUAAUCAUGCUGCCCAGCUGCACACUCUGUUAGGGCUUUACUGCAUUUCUGUGAACUGCAUGGAUAAUGCAGAAGCACAAUUCACCACAGCACUCAGGCUCACUACACAUCAAGAACUGUGGGCAUUUAUUGUGACAAACUUAGCCAGUGUGUACAUCAGGGAAGGCAACAGACAUCAAGAGCUUUACAGCUUGUUGGAAAGGAUAAACCCAGACCACAAUUUUCCUGUGAGCUCCCACUGUCUCCGAGCAGCAGCUUUCUACAUCCGAGGUCUCUUUUCCUUCUUCCAAGGAAGAUACAACGAGGCCAAACGAUUUUUGCGAGAGACACUGAAAAUGUCCAACGCAGAAGAUUUGAAUCGAUUAACAGCGUGUUCCCUCGUUCUCCUGGGUCACAUAUUCUACGUGUUAGGGAAUCACAGGGAAAGUAAUAAUAUGGUAGUACCAGCCAUGCAGCUUGCAAGCAAGAUACCAGAUAUGUCUGUGCAGCUCUGGUCCUCGGCUCUGUUGAGAGACCUGAACAAAGCCUGUGGCAACGCCAUGGACGCCCACGAGGCAGCGCAGAUGCAUCAGAACUUCUCCCAGCAGCUCCUCCAGGACCACAUCGAAGCCUGCAGUCUUCCAGAACACAACCUGAUCACGUGGACAGAUGGACCACCUCCUGUACAGUUCCAGGCACAGAAUGGACCCACCACCAGCCUGGCCAGCCUCCUGUGAAAACAAACCCAUAACUAUCAGGACAAUGUGUUUGAAAAAGAAAGAGGGGAGGGGGAGGGGGAAAAAAAGCCAAAAAAAGGAGAAAGAUUCAUGCAAAAAUCUUUUCUUUGAAGAAAAGGCAGCAAAUUCCUCUUCUAGUGAGGGCCUUGUAGGAAACAGAUUGCAUAAAGACAACGUACAUUUCAUAGACUUGUGAAGUGAGAAGGGCAUUUUAAGCUGCUUUUACAUGAUGUGUGUGAAUAUACAGCUAGUGUGUAUAUAGCUGCUGGUUUUAAUCUGCUUUCCUCUCACUGAGAAAUUAAGGUUUAUUAGUCCAAAGGACAUUUGUUCCUUACAUUGUUAGCUACCUGCUUUUAUAAAGAAACCCUGAAGCCAGGGAAUGGAGAGGAAUCAGGAGUCUGGAAUACUGGUUGUAUUCUAAAUGCUUCCCCUUCCCUGGGGUGUGAUGCCUGCCAGUUGUUCCCUGCUCCCUUCCACUCCUGGGAUGAAUGGGAUUCAAUCACAAUUGAUUGUAGGCUGCCCUAAAAGCUGUAGAUGGGAGUUCCUGAGGGCAAUAUUCUUCCCUUCUCGUUGUCUGUGAGUCGUUGGCAGUGCUGUUUGUAGGCUGAGAUGGGGGAGUUCUGAGUGGUCACAUCCUCAGGGUGGCUGCUGGGUGAGCAGAGCAGGUUCCACCUCUCAUGUUCGUGGCUGUGUGACAAUGUGCCACCACUCUGUCCCUGGGAGAGUCCUUCCUUCUGUCUCCCUGCAUUGAUGUCUGGCCCCACACAGGGUAAGGCAGAACCACAGCUCUCUCCAUCUCUUGUUACUUUGUUGUGUACAGAAGAGGGAAAGUUCUUGUCCUUGUGUUGGCCAAGCAACUGGGAAAGAGCAUUUUGCAUCUUGACUGCAGCCUCACUGAGGAAGGCAGCAUCUGUGCCUUAAUGAUUUUUACAAGUCAGAGUUAAACCAGGUGGUUAAAACCCAAAGCCAAGAUAAGCCAGAGGCUUGUGUUACUAAGUUCUAGCCUUGCCCUUGGCAAAACCUUUGCUUUCCAAACUUUUCUACAUUAACUUCCCUGUUCUGAGGGGCUUUUGAGUUCUUCAGCUAUCAGUUCUGCCUGCAUUUGCCUCUGUGGCUGUCUCAACUCAGGAGAGAUGAGGCCCAAGUUUGUUGUGCAGAAAACGGUGUGAGAGUUGUUAAUUCCAUGAAGCAUCAGCAGCUUUAUAGGGAUGAUCUGUGCCAGUCUGCCCUAGCACCCUGUAAAAGCCUGUGAGGUCCAUGGGGUUGAAUAAAAGUGUUGUUUUUUCUCUCUUGUUAGCUCUGCAUAUUUAUCUCCCAACUUAAAAGGGGGAGGGAAAGGAAUCUGUCAGAAAAAUUACUUGUGUAGGUCUUCCUGAGACUGUUUCCUGAGGGAAGAGGAGAGAAUUUUAGAGGAAAUACUUGAUCCUCUCACAGCUUCAGAACUUUUACUGUGGCAGGAAUGCUGUGAAAUCUGGCUUGAAUCAUGGAACGGUUUGGGUUGGAAGAUCACCUCAUCCAACCCCCAGUGAUGAUGCUUUUUCAACAGCAGCUCAAAGACAUUGGCUUUGAGUAGUUCAAACUCCUCAGAUUCUACCCUUAAAUGAUAUCAAGGGGAGACAUGCUUGUCCAACAACCAGAACAGGAUUUUAUCUUGCCUGUCCUGGAUGUGCAAUGCCAACUUAGCUCCUGUUCUCAGACAUUCCCUCUUGCAGAAGCCAUGUGUAUUUUAGGCCUUGUUAAAUCUCCCACCAGGGAAAACAUGGCCUCAAAAUUGGUAUAGGGAGAGAGUCUUAUUGCUGGGUUUACAAGGAAAAGAGUCUGAGCUGUUAAAAGUGUCCCUUAGAACUCAUCAAAUAUGAAAGAGGUUUGUGAGUUAGGGUACAGGGUAUCUGGAGGUAGCAAAUACAGGGAGAACCCACAGGGAUGGUGCCUGUUCUGCACCUGCUCACUCAGUGAGAUCCUGUUCUGUGCCACCCAUCCCUCGUGGUCUCCUGUCACCUCCAAGGCUUUGAGCUGUGGAACUGACAGCCCUCCCUCCAUGGCAUUCCCAUGGAAGCUGCCUGCCCCAUGCCAGCCCCUCCCUGGCAGCCCUGGUCUGUGGCCACAGGAGGUGGGAGGUCUGAGACAGCACAGCUCCGUCAGCUCAGCAGCCAUCGUGGGUUUUGAUCAGGAAUGGUCAGGUCAGUCUUACCUUGGGAAUAUGGACACCCCAUGGGCUGGGUUAAGCCUCUCCCCUUUUUUUUUGGGUGUGCAUGAGCAGCAGUGUCUCUCUUUGGCUCUUCCCUCCAUAAGUCACUCAGUUGCAAGAACUUAGUCCCUGGUUUUGAGCCCCUGAAUGCAAUGGCCAUCUCCUUGACACUGUUCUUGGCAGCUGAGGAAUGAGCAGUAACUGUAGAAGAUGCACUUCAAAGUCUGCUAGAGACCCAUUCUCGUGAUCCAGGUAUUCUCUUUGUUGUCAUCCAAUCUGAGGCUGUUCUUUAACUGCUGACAUCCCCCAGUCACAACUGUCAUAAACUGCUUUAAAUGGUGGCCAAACAAGUGCUGCUUCUAUAAGGCAAGAGUAAAAAAAUCCCAACUCUAGAGAGCUGUGGUUUGGGCUGAGUUGAAGAAAAAGCAUUCUGGCAGGAAGUGAGGUGUCCAGCAGUGCCUGCUGGGGCAGCUGCAUCUCCUGGCCUUGUCUUGGGAGCCCUGCAGAGCUGAAGGUCAUGUUGCAGGACAGCAGUCAGCAGUGGCAGUUCUCUGGCUUCUCUUGGUACUUGUGUGCAAGCCAGGCAGCUUUGUAGUGAGAAUCUCCUCUUGUCUGUCGAGGAGGGAAGGAAGCACUUGAGGGAAAGGCAUUCUGCUCACUCCUGAACCACGUGCUAAACGUGGGAGCUGAACUCAGGAGGAGCAACGUGGGAUUUCCCUGGCUGGGACAGGCCACUUUGGCCCGUGCUCUGCUCUCAUCCUGCAGCCUGCUGGAGCCCAGUGCUCCACUCCCUUCCCAGAGUCCCUCUUCCCAGCACAGAGUUUAAAAAAACAAAACAAAAUCAUGUAAAUUUGCAAAUAACUGGGUGAUUUUCUAUCUCUAAAAAUCCAAUGUACAUUUGUUACAAUGUACAGUGCUUUUUAACUACACUUGUAUAUUAAAUUAUUUAAUAGUUUUUGCUUUUCAGUAUCUUUUGUAUGUAGCAGAGAUUAAAACAAGGACCUCAACCUUGAAGUUCUUCCUCAUUUUCCAAUGCUCAUGUAAAGUUGAACAGAAAACUAGAAGUUUACAGUUUACAAACAAUGUUCUGUUAAGUGCUUGGUCUGUUUAACUUCAUUUGAACAACAGAUUUCUAAGUCUUUCUUGUCCAACCCUUUAAUUGUCCACAGAAACCACCACGAAGUCUUUUAUGAACUUCUAAAAAAAAGAGAAAACUUAUUCUUCUAAAGAUGUAAUUUAGAGAACUGUACAGUUUUUUUUUUCCUCUAGUAUUUUUAAAUGAGUAGCCAGAACUUACACAGAAGCAUCUAAUCACUGUUUUGUAGAUAGUGUACAAACUUAUAUGUGUAUAGAGAAUGCAGCCUGGAAGCGUUUACCUGUGGUGUUGUUUCAUUUCCUACAGUAAGAACAGCAGAAAAGGCCCAUGCACACAGGAAAUCUCCAUCAAAUCUGGUGGCUGGGGGAUUAAAAACAUUCAUUUUCUUAAAUCCUAAACUUUAUCCUCUUGUCACCCCCCAUCCCUGUCCCACCAAAAGCCAAACCAGCCAUUGCUAAAGCAUCAGGGCCUCGAGGUGCUGUGCUGCCUGGGACACCCAGAGUCCAGCACCAUGUACCCCCCCACUGUUAUGUCACUGCUUUAAUUUUACUCAGUUGGGGUUUUUUUCCCCCUCAAAUUCUUCAGAAAGGAAGAAUGAAUGUCCCAUUUGCCUUCAGACAUUGCCCCCUUUCCCCAGCACGUUUCCAGCAGCUCUCACCCCGAUGCUGAGGGGUGAGUGGAAAUCGUGUCGCUAAUUCAGGCUGUACUUGGAGAAAUCAGGAUGAAAUAAACCCCCUCUGUGCUCUUCUACUGUCUGUCUUUAGCAAAGUGUAUUUAAUUGUUUCCCUGCAGUGAACCUUUCAAUGUUCUGUCAGGUUUGUAGGAUGUAUGGUUCUGUGUCUGUAGUGCUUCCCUCCCUCCCCAGCAGGACGUGUUACCUUCUGCAGUGCUCCUCAAGCUGUAAAUACAGUAACUCAUGCAAUGAGAUGGAACUGGGGGGCAUUUCACUUUGCCUUUUGUUUCCUCUCGUUUUCUAUAUUAGAAGAAUUUUUAAAUAAAGUUUAAUUUUACUUCUUCUAGCA